CGGGAAUGUUAACGGGGACGUAGGUGCUUAUGUAUUCGUUAUGUCCAGCCGUUUUUAAUUCCAUAUUUUAUUUUUCCUAAUUUAUUCUUCUCCCUUUGUUUCAACGGGCAAGAAUUUGGUCUUCACAGAGAGACGUUUCGUUUCUCUGUUUGGCUCAAAAGGGCUUUGUUAUUUCUAUCUUGAUGAGCUCCAGUUCGACUCCCGCUUCUUCUCUGCAAGCAGAGAAAGAGAUGGUUGAAGCUAGAAUAGAGGAAUGUUGUCGUGAGAAUAAGCAAUUGACUGCUGCUUCAAGCUCUUCAGUAUCUGAAGGCAGUGGUAUUCUUAGGUCCCCGGCAAUAUCUAGCCCAGCCACAGCAUCACCAACACAUCGGAGGACAACUGGCCCAAUUAGGCGAGCUAAAGGUGGUUGGACUCCAGAGGAGGAUGAAACACUAAGAAAUGCUGUUGUAACUUUUAAGGGGAAGAGCUGGAAGAAAAUAGCUGAGUUUUUUCCUGAUAGAUCAGAGGUGCAGUGUUUACAUAGAUGGCAGAAGGUUCUAAAUCCAGACCUUGUAAAAGGACCUUGGACUCAAGAGGAGGAUGAUAAAAUCACUGAACUUGUAGCUAAAUAUGGGCCCACAAAAUGGUCUGUAAUAGCAAAGUCUUUGCCUGGUCGCAUAGGAAAACAAUGCCGAGAGAGGUGGCACAAUCAUUUGAAUCCUGGUAUAAAGAAGGAUGCUUGGACAUUAGAUGAGGAAUUAGCCCUAAUUAAUGCUCAUCAGAUAAAUGGAAACAAAUGGGCUGAAAUUGCAAAGGCGUUGCCUGGAAGGACUGACAAUGCGAUAAAGAACCAUUGGAAUAGUUCCUUGAAAAAGAAAUUAGAUUUCUAUUCUGCUACUAGGAAUACUCCAGCAGUUGCAAAGAAUGCUCUCAUGAAUGGCGCCACCAAAGCUGUGAAUAAUCAUUCAGGAAAAUUUCUUAGUUGUUCAAAUAGACAUUCAGAUUCAACUGCUCGAACUUCAUCAGAAACUACGGACACAUGUAAGUUUGAAGAUGACAAGGAUCAGUUGGAGUGCUCAGCACCAGUGAGAGAUGUUGUGGCUUUGUCAAGUGUUCUCAAUGAGUCUGUUGACUCUGAAUGUUUAGAAUGCAUGCCACAAUCCUCCAAGGUUGAUCAUAGCUACAAUAAUAUGGAGUCAGGACCAAGGUUUGAGAACUUCGGAAUUAACUGUGAUAUUGAUGGUAGCAAAGCUAAUGCGUCACCAUUGCAGUUUCAAAAUCAUACCUAUGGUUCUUUGUAUUAUGAGCCACCACGAUAUGAAAAUAGUUGUGUACAAGAUUCAAGUCUUUUAAAUACGCAUCAUGUGCAGCAUGAGUACUACUCUAAUCCAAUGACGUCACCUAUUAGUUUCUUCACUCCACCUUGUGUGAAGAGUGGUGGUGCAAGUGCACAAAGUCCUGAAUAUAUAUUGAAACUUGCUGCUAAGAACUUCCCAAAUACUCCUUCAAUAUUUCGAAAGAGAAAGACUGCAUCCCAAGGAAAUCUGCUCCCUGAUAAAGUUAAUGACAGUGUUCAUGUAUUGAAUGAACGCGGAAGAAGCUGUAACAGUUCGGAACAGACUAGAUCUCAAGAUGGAAGUUUGUGUGGGAGUCCCAUUUGUAAUGGUAACAUCACAAUUGGGUCCAAUACUGAGGCUUUUACUGCAUCUCCUCCAUAUCGGUUAAGAUCUAAACGGACUGCUAUUUUCAAGUCUGUGGAGAGACAACUCAAGUUCACUUUUGACAAAGAGAAGUGUGAUGAUAAUACCAAAGCCAACGGACUAUCUGUGAACGGGACAUCUCCAUCUGAAGAUGGUUCAAAUGCACUAAAGAUCGAGGUGACCAAGGUGUAAAAGGUCAUUUAAGAUAGACGACGCCGGAGGUUCCCUCCAAAGUUCGGCACUGCAGAUUAGUUCACGGAGAUUAGAUCUCCCAUAUCAUUAGAGUAGUAUUACUAGCCGUUUCAAGCGGUAUGUCAAUUAUUUAACUUAUAUUCCAGACUUCUCAUAUGCUUUCACUAGUUAUCAGAGGAACUUUGUUUUUGUCCUGUGGGGGGGGGGGGGGGGGGGGUUUGGUUGUAAGUUAAGAGUAAGAAAAGAGAUGAAAUUGUACAGGAAGAAACGAUGCCCAAAACAAUUUGUAACUCAGAAGUGUAAUUGAUAUUCAAAUAGAAUAAAAUCCUUUUCUGUUAUGCCUAGAA
Molecule: messenger RNA, 2218 nt
Organism: Tripterygium wilfordii
Lineage: Eukaryota; Viridiplantae; Streptophyta; Magnoliopsida; Celastrales; Celastraceae
Product: transcription factor MYB3R-3
Exons: 9
Coding region: 183-1871 (562 amino acids)
Biological process (GO): regulation of DNA-templated transcription
Cellular component (GO): nucleus
Molecular function (GO): RNA polymerase II cis-regulatory region sequence-specific DNA binding; DNA-binding transcription factor activity, RNA polymerase II-specific
Source: RefSeq, a predicted model, not a curated record